UUCGAUCUCUCAAAGCCGAUUCCCUCUUGCGGUCAUGAUCGAAGAUUCCUGUCCCUUUUGACGUCCCAAAACGAGAGAAGAGAGACAGCGUAACCAGGACGACGUCCCGGGGCGCCCCGCUGGGCAGCUCAUCUUAAGGAAGGGCUUUUACCCGCCUCCUCUGUAAGCAGCACCUCCUGUGUAAGAGACGCACCAUGCAGCCGCCACCCCAGACGGUCCCACCUGGUGUGGCUGGACCCCCUCCGGCCGGGACUCCUCGGAGCGUGUUCUGGGGUAGUGGUGGCUACCGGAAGCCAGCCGGUAGCAGUGCCCUGGCAGCUCCACCUUGUCCGCUGCAGCCAGUCACGGAUCCGUUCGCUUUCAGUAGACAGAUGCUGCAAAACACCCCUCUGGAUACCUCGUCCACGAGCAGCCUGCCCGCCAGGAAUGACCCAGCCCUGCCCGUGUUUUCUCAGUGGCCUGGUUUACCUGUGCCUCGUGCCAGCGCAGGGGAUGGUGCCCAAGGACCCCAGGAGCCUCUGGCAGGACCUCUGUCACAGCCCAGCUCAGAGCCGUUUCCUGGCGUGUCGGUCCCUCCAUCGCUGCCGGGGCGGGAGAUGCCCAGGAGUGCCGAAGUCACUUCCAGCUUGGGGCCUGAAAUGCUGACUGCUCCACUUCAUGCGCCCCACUACAUUCCAGGAGGAGGUCCUGACCAGUCUUUCGGGGGCCAUCGGCGGGGGAGUGGGCCUGGGCCCACCCCGGGCGAUGGUGCAGUAGCCCUGGCUGCAUCAGCAACGUCCCCAUUCUUCCCCCAGCCUCAGUCACAGAUGCCAGCGCAGUGGGGGCCAGUGCAGGGCGGUCCCCAGCCCUCCCAGCAAUAUCCCCCUCCUGGCCCAGAAGGACCAGUCCAGAGCAUGGGACCGCAGGCCACCAGUACUCCCUACUUGCCUGCCCCCUUGAGCCUGCACCGUGGUCCUGGCUGCGAGUCCCAUGCCCAACUAGUGUCUCUGCUGGCCCCUUUAGCCAGUGGCAGAGGAAGCGAGGCGGCCCCCUUGCAAAGUGGAAACCACUCAGGAGGUAACUUCCACACCGAAAAUUCAUUUGGGCACAAUCCCCAGAUUGGGAAUAUGUGGGAAAGCCAGGAGUUCAGACAGAAUCCAGGAGUGAGUCCGGGAGUGAAAGAGCAUUUCCGGGACCCUGCCCCUGGGAACCCUGUCACUCAGGGAAAUAGUCCUGAAAACCACAUCCACUACUCGUCAGGGGCUGGGACCAGCCGAGCUCCAGGAGAAGCAGCCUCAGGAGCACUCUCCAUGUUUUUCCAAGGGGAAGAGACAGAAAAUGAGGAGAAUCUCUCAUCUGAAAAGGCAGGGUCCGCUGGCUGCCCGGACUUGGAUGGUUUCUCCUCCAGCCCCGGACUGGGCCGUCCCCUCCGCCCGGCACCUGGAGCUGGCCUCGCCCACCAGGCCUUUCUUCUCCAGGGCUCCUCCCUCAGUGAGCCUGUGCAGCAGGAAGGAGGCACACAGCCUUACUUCCCUCAGUCUGCGGGUAUCCAAAAUGAGAAACAGACCACUAAGAGUGCUGCUAGCGACACUUGGGGUGACACGGCCAGCGCAGGGCCUCUUGAUGCUAGCAGCUCACAGUAUGAGAAUGUUGAAAACUUAGAAUUCAUUCAGAAUCAAGAAGUUCUGCCGGUCGAGCCCCGAAGCUUGGGUGCUUCCUGCCAGAGUGAUCAGCUCCAGUAUGGACUCCUGCCUGGGCCACCCGUCUCCAGGCAUGGUACCGCGGGCCUCACACGAGGUGGGGCGCUGAGCCUGGGGGCCCCAGACACGCGAUCUGACGGCAGCCAGAGCCCCUGGAGUCUCCCCGGGUCAGCCCGGUCCCAGGAGCCGGUGGGUACAUUCAUCCAGCAGGAAGUGGGGAAGCCAGAGGAGGAAACAACGGGCAGUUUUUUUAAGCAAAUUGAUUCUUCUCCUGUGGGAGGCGACUCAGAGGAGCUCAGUGGGAGUCAGAAUUGUUACAGCACCUUGUCUCAGCCCUCCACCCCGAGCCCACCGAAACCUACAGGGAUAUUCCAGACAAGUGCAAACAGUUGUUUUGAGCCAGUAAAAUCCCAUUCAGUUGGCGUGAAGCCGGUUGAGGUGGAUCGUGCCAACAUGGUGGGUGAGGUGAGGAACAACCGUGAGCCCACGAAGAAGCCUAGACCUGUGGCUGCACCGCCCGAUGCCUCCCCUGGCAACCUCGAGCAGCCACCAGACAAUAUGGAGACACUGUUUGCACCCCAAGCCUGCCCUCUGCCUCUUCCCUCCACUGGAGAAGUGGGACACACAGUGGCACCCCCACUGGAUAUGGUGCGGCAAACUCCAGAAAAGAGGCCAGUAGCCCGGGCUCAGGGCUCCGUGAAGUGCGAGAGUCCUGCUACAACCCUCUGGGCACAGAGUGAGCUGCCAGACUUUGGCGGCAACGUGCUCCUAGCCCCUGCUGCUCCUGCACUCUAUGUGCCUGCAAAGCCUCAGCCACUAGCAGUUGUUCAGCCUCCGGAAGAGGGGCUGCCUGGGCAGCAGUCACGGCAGCCAGCCCCUGCCCACCCCUUGCAGAGCCGAGCCCACCCAAGCGCUUCAGAGAACCUUGAGAACCCUCCCAAGGUGGGUGGCAACGAAGCCCUUCAGUGCCAGGCAAGUUCCAGUUAUGUGAGUUUACUGUCCUCACCACCCACUGAGGCUUUGCAAAAUCAGCCUGUCUUGAUUGCCCAGCCUGAUCAAAGCUAUAAUUUGGCUCAGCCCAUUAAUUUUUCUGUGUCUUUACUGAAUCCGACCGAGAAGAAUCAGUCCUGGGGAGAUGCUUUGCUGGGGGACAAAUCCACCUCAAGUAGCCGGGCCUUUGGCGCUGAUCCCAGUGAACAUGCUGCUUUGUCCGGGGUUGUGCCCAGUGCUGCAGUUGUUUUGUCUCCACCUAACAGUGUCAUCCAGAGUAAUGUUCCACAGGGGUCCAGCUCUUCUGAUUCAAUGGGUUCUAAUCAGCCCGCUAAUUUGCUUGUGCAGCCACCGUCUUUCCCAGUUCUUAAGAACUCGCUUCCAGAAAGGCAGAAGACUCAUAAUUCAGAGAAGCUUCCCGAGUUUGUUAGUUGCCCUGCCGGAGGCACAGGAGUGGUGUUGGUGCCCCCUGCAAGCAGUACCUCGGUGCCGAGCAUCGUGAAGGAAAGUCACUCCAGUGACAGGGUAGAUGCCCCUGGAGCCUCAGACUUCACGGUGAGCAGAACUGUGGAAGAUCCUGUACGACUGUGCAGCCCAUCCCACUUGGAGGGCGCAGCCACUCCGCAGGCUGCUGCCAGUCCCCCCAGACAGUCGGGGCUUGGGGUACGGGACCCAGGCCUGUUCUACCAGCAGGUGAGAGAAGAUGACCUGGACCAGCGAGGCCUCAGAGCCCAGGUAGAGGUGGUGCCCCCUCAGCCGCGGGCCUCUCCCCCACAAAUUCCCCAAGCAGCUUCAAAGGCAGACAGUCCCUCCACACGGGGACAGCCCCAGGACUCAGCCCAGCCUCCAGCAAAUCUGGCCCCGGCUGCCUCGGGCCAGAAGCCACUGCCGCGGCCCCCGCAGUCCUCCAGCGCAUCAGCCAUGUCCACCGACUCAGGCCAGGCAGCGACUCGGCCAGAGCAGCCCUGGCUGCAGCCGCCACCGUCAAGUGCGUUCGGCCCAGCGCCACAGGACCUGGCACCCUACUACUAUUACAGACCCCUGUACGAUGCCUACCCAGCUCAGUACCCGGCGCCAUACCCGUCAGACCCUGGGACGGCCUCCCUCUCUUACCAGGACAUUUACGCCCUCUAUGAGCCCCGGUACAGGUCCUACGACAGCUCCGCCUCAGCAUACUCCGAGAGCUACCGCUGUCCCGAGCCCGAGCGGCCCAGCUCUCGGGCGAGUCACUGCUCGGACCGGCCCCCUGCCAGGCACGGGUAUCCUGAAGGGUACUAUAGUUCCAAGAGUGGAUGGAGCAGCCAGAGCGAUUACUAUGCGAACUACUACUCUGGCCAGUACGACUACGGAGAUCCAGGCCGAUGGGACCGCUACUAUGGCUCCCGAUUCCGGGAUCCCCGCACCUGGGGUCGGAGGUACUGGUACGACGCCGAGUACGACCCACACGGGAAGGAAAGCUAUGCCUGUGGCAGCGGCGGCAGGCCUGAGAAAGGUGAUGACCACUGGAGGUAUGACCCUCGCUUCGCCGGGAGCUUUGAUGAUGAUGCAGAGCCCCACAGGGAUGCCUACGGGGAGGAGGUGGACAGGCGUAGCGUGCAUAGCGAGCACUCGGCGCACAGCCUGCCCAGCGCGCACAGCCUGCCCAGCCGCCGCAGUAGCCUCAGCUCCCACUCGCAUCAGAGUCAGAUCUACAGAAGCCACAAUGCAGCUGCUGGCUCCUUUGAGGCCCCCCCUCCUCCAGCCUCCUUUCACGGGGACUUCGCCUACGGUACCUAUGGCUUCGCUGAGUAUGGCUAUCCUGUGGACGCCUGGCCCGCUGUGGAGCAAGUUCCAUCCAGACCCACGUCUCCUGAGAAGUUCUCGGUGCCACAUCUCUGUGCCAGGUUUGGUCCCGGCGGCCAGCUCAUCAAGGUGAUCCCCAACCUGCCCUCGGAAGGACAGCCUGCUCUGGUGGAGAUCCACAGCAUGGAGACUCUGCUGCAGCACACACCGGAGCAGGAGGAGCUGCGAGCGUUCCCGGGCCCCCUUGGCAGAGACGACACCCACAAAGUAGAUGUCAUUAAAUUUGCACAGAACAAAGCAACAAAAUGUUUACAGAAUGACAACCUGCUUGACAAAGAGUCUGCAAGUCUCCUCUGGAACUUCAUCAUCCUGUUGUGCCGACAGAAUGGGACCGUGGUGGGAACAGACAUCGCGGAGCUCUUGUUGCGAGACCAUAGAACAGUGUGGCUUCCUGGAAAGUCGCCCAAUGAGGCAAACCUGAUCGAUUUUACCAAUGAGCCUGUGGAGCAAGCGGAGGAGGAGUCUGGCGAAGCCCAGCUCUCGUUCCUCAUGGACAGUCAGGCAGCUGCCUCCAGCACCCUGGAGAAGGAGACUGAGCGGUUCCGGGAGCUGCUGCUCUAUGGCCGCAAGAAGGAUGCGUUGGAGUCUGCCAUGAAGAAUGGCCUGUGGGGCCAUGCUCUGCUCCUGGCCAGCAAGAUGGACAGCCGGACCCACGCGCGCGUCAUGACCAGGUUCGCCAACAGCCUUCCCAUCAAUGACCCCCUGCAGACCGUUUACCAGCUCAUGUCUGGGCGCAUGCCUGCCGCAUCCACGUGUUGUGGAGAUGAGAAGUGGGGGGACUGGAGGCCACACCUUGCCAUGGUUCUGUCCAACCUGAGCAACAACGUGGACGUGGAGUCCCGGACCAUGGCCACAAUGGGCGAUACCCUAGCCUCCAAAGGCCUCCUGGAUGCUGCUCACUUCUGCUACCUCAUGGCCCAGGUGGGGUUCGGGGUGUACACAAAGAAAACCACGAAGCUCGUCCUGAUUGGAUCAAAUCACAGCUUGCCAUUUUUGAAGUUUGCCACCAAUGAAGCUAUUCAGCGGACGGAAGCCUAUGAGUAUGCGCAGUCCCUUGGGGCCCAGACCUGCUCCUUGCCUAACUUCCAGGUGUUUAAGUUCAUCUACUCCUGUCGCCUGGCCGAGAUGGGACUUGCUAUCCAGGCCUUCCACUACUGCGAGGCGAUCGCCAAGAGCAUCCUGGCGCGGCCUGACGCCUACUCGCCCGUGCUUCUCGGCCAGCUGGUCCAGGUGGCUUCCCAGCUGCGCCUCUUUGACCCUCAGCUGAAAGAGAAGCCAGAGGAGGAGUCCUUCGUGGAGCCCACGUGGCUGGUCCAGCUGCGGCACGUGCACAGGCAGAUCCAGGAGGGCACUGUGCCUUACAGCCAGGACGGAGCCAACCCCUGGCAGUGUCCCAGCACGCCGGGUUCUGAAGUGGAGCAGGCGGACGGCCCCAGGCUCGGCCAGCUGGUGGGGCUGGGGGCUGAGCCCUCCGUGCUGCCUGGCCCAGAGUGCCCGAGUGCAGGCGGGCAGCCGCCACCCUCAGCCUUACAGACCCUCCCUGGUGGCCAGCUGCCCCACCCUGCUAGGGUGCCGAUGUUCCCGGUGCCACCACCCUUGAGCACUCUGGACCCAGGUCCCGGCUAUGGAACCCCAGGAUCUGCACUUGGAUUCCCAGAGCCUCCCAGGCCUGACCCUGUGGCUCUGUACCCAGGGCCAGGCCUGCCACCUGGUGCCCCAUCUCUGCAGGACAGUGGCCCCCUGGUGCAGGCCCGGAGCCCAGAACCAGGGAUGGCACCACAGGAGUCACCUGCCAGCACCUCACUGCCUGAGCCAAGUGAAGAGGAUUUGGGCGGAAAUUUUGCUAAUCUGGGCUCCCUGAAGGCAGCACAGGAUCUGGAGACGCCCCCAGCCUGGGACAGCGCUGGCUCAGUAUCGCCGCAGCCUUCUCUGCCUCUGACACCUGUUCCUGAAGCCAAGAGAGCAGCCCCGGCAGUCAGGAAAGAGACCAAAGAAGCCAAGAAGAGUGAGUCCUGGUUCUCUCGCUGGCUCCCUGGGAAGAAGAGGACAGAAGCAUACCUGCCAGAUGACAAGAACAAAUCGAUUGUUUGGGAUGAAAAGAGAAACCAGUGGGUGAACUUAAACGAGCCAGAGGAGGAGAAGAAGGCUCCACCUCCGCCCCCCAUGGCGUUCCCCAGGGCCCCGCAGGGGGCUCCCCCUGGGCUCGGUGGGCCUCCCGGGCCUCCCGCAUCCUCUAUAAACGUGUUUUCCAGGAAAGCAGGCGGAUCCAGAGCUCGCUACGUGGAUGUCUUAAACCCAGGGGGGACGCAGCGGACUGAGCCAGCCCUCGCUCCCGCAGAUUUUUUUGCUCCACUCGCCCCACUUCCGAUCCCUCCUAACUUGUUUGUACCAAACCCAGAUGCGGAGGAGCCGAAGCUUGCAGAUGGCAGUGGGGGGCACGUGCCAGCUGGGGCUCAGGCGGAUCUGGAGCCUACAGAGGACCGCAAGGCUUCUGCCACGUCGGGGAGCUCACGGCCUGGGAGGAUUGGCCAGCGCAGAUACCCAGCGCUCAACUAGAACUGCCUGCUACCUGUCCUUGCGGUUGGGACCCUGAAAUGACUGCUACCUGCCAGGAGCUACACAGGCCACCAGGGUCCUGUCCCUGGGCAGACACAGCAGUAACUUGGCCGGUCAUACUGUGUGUCUCCCUCCUCCAGCCUGUUGGUAUUCAUUAUUGCAGAAUUAAUUCCUUGGUCCUUUUAGGAGGCUGAGUGUAUGAAUACAACUCAGACUUUUUCACGUAAAGGACAAUGCUCCUUUUCUCAGUCCCUUAGGAUGAUUUAGGGACGUGGUACACCCUGGGAGUGUCAGAAAAGGAAAGCCGGGCCCUGGCGUGGCCCCACACUUCCUGUGAGGGUCUCAGAGGAAAGAGUGCCCGAGGGGCAGGUCCCGCUCCACCACAGGCUGGCUGGUGCACUCCUGUGGCCAGUGGUGGCUGCAGUGGGGGAGAGCCCUGGUUGCUGCGGGGCCUGUCUCUGGGAAUGAAGGCGUGUGAGGCUUGACUAGGCCGAAGCGUGUGGUGGCACGUCGCCUGGGCUGUUGCUUUUGAGCAGCUGGUCUGGUUCCAUCCCAAGUGCCAUCCUAUGGGUGCCCGGCCCAGAGACGCUAGUAUGGCCAGGGCUCGGGAGGGCGCUCGGCGUGGCUUGCCCCCAAGUGCCCAUGGAGACCUUGGCUGCAGCUCCACCAGGCUGCAAGGGCCCAGCCACUGUUCUUACUACUUUCUUUCUUAUGGGGACUGAGACGAUGGGGAGAGUCGGAUAUUUAUGAAAUCAGUAGGUAAUAAUGUAGGUUCUGCUGGGGGAGCGUAAACGGUUAGGUAUUUUAGGUAGAGAAACUGUAGAAUGUGGAAUUGGCACGGCCCGCCCCAGUAUCCUGGUUCACCUCAUCCUCUGGGCGAGACCCUGAGCAGCUUCCGGAAUGUACCCGAGACCAGGCCGCCUGGGCCCCGGCCUCCCGGGCGCAGUGCUGGUGGCCCCUGCUGGGCCGCACGGCUUCCUGGGAUCCAGCGCUGCACAGGCUCUGCGACAACUGCCAGCCACUUUUGACCCAAGAAGCUUCCUCCGAAGUGGGAGCUGCUAUUUUUCCUAAAUGCAAAUUGUUAAAUAAAAUAUUUUGGGCUCUCAAGCA
Octodon degus (degu) is the source of this 8177-nucleotide messenger RNA. RefSeq names its product SEC16 homolog A, endoplasmic reticulum export factor (gene Sec16a). NCBI's taxonomy places the organism in Eukaryota, Metazoa, Chordata, Mammalia, Rodentia, Octodontidae. Bases 195 to 7067 code for a protein of 2290 amino acids. Gene Ontology annotation, cellular component: ER to Golgi transport vesicle membrane; endoplasmic reticulum exit site. The record is from RefSeq and is a predicted model, not a curated record. The transcript has 28 exons. Gene Ontology annotation, biological process: COPII vesicle coat assembly; autophagy; Golgi organization.